Molecule: messenger RNA, 1499 nt
Organism: Acanthochromis polyacanthus (spiny chromis)
Lineage: Eukaryota; Metazoa; Chordata; Actinopteri; Pomacentridae
Exons: 3
Coding region: 471-1499 (342 amino acids)
Source: RefSeq, a predicted model, not a curated record
GCCCCCUUACCGACUGAGCUGGUUGUCAUUUUGAAUGUUCGGCGUCGUUUAGCUGCAGUGGUUUUGUUGUUACAGAGGAGAGAAGUUCAGGAUGGAAAAGCUGAAUGCGUCACCUUGGGCUGUUAAGAAGAUCAACGGUAAAUGUGCAGCCAAACAGGUGGCUGUUUACCAGCAGCGCCUCAAUGAGGAGGCGGAAGUCCUGAAGGGAAUCAAUCACCCAAACAUUGUUGUAGCAGCCGGAGCGGAGGAUAAAAAGUCGGGCAGACAGAGAUGAGAGGAGCAGCGGAGAGACAGUGGAAGCUGCGUGGACUGAGUGACAGCGGAGGCUGCGUGGACUGGGUGACAGCGGAGGCUGCGUACCGGACUGUGGUAUACAUUGAAUCGUGAAGUAAUAAACAAUAUUCCCUCGACAACCAAGGCGGACAGCGAACUUGUCACAUUGGCGCCCAACCGGCACUUGAUACACGGGGAUGUCUGCGCCUCCGGCGGAGCCGGUGCAGCCCGUGGCUGUGCUGGCCCAGAUGCUCCGGGACUUGGCGGCAAUGCACGCCGACCAGGCAGCGGCGAAUCGGCGGCACCUGGAGGCGCUGCACCAACAGACGGAGAGGCAGACCCGCGUCUUGGAGCAGCUGUUGUCUCGACCGGGGGGAUCGCCGGGCUCCUCCUCCUCCUCCUCCAUCUCCGGGCUGUCUCUGCAAAGGAUGACGGCGGAGGAUGACCCGCAGUCGUUUUUGGACAUGUUCCAGGCCACGGCGGUGGCGUGUGGAUGGCCGCAGGCGGAGUGGGCGGUGCGGCUGCUUCCCCUACUGACGGGGGAGGCCCAGACGGCAGCGAUCAGCCUGCCGGCGGCGGCCCGGAGGAAUUUCGCUGAUGUCAGGAAGGCGGUGCUGGACAGGACGGGCCUCUCGCCUGAGGACCACCGGCGCCGUUUCCGGGGCGCUCGGCUGGGGGCGGGCGACCGCUCGUUUGUGUUUGCCCAGCAGGUGAAGGACGCGGCAACCAGGUGGCUGCUGCCGGGGGAGACCGCGGAGGAGAGUCGGCUUCUGGAGAAGAUUGUGGUGGAGCAGUUCAUCGAGGGGUUGCCAGGGGAGACGAGCAACUGGGUGAGGUAUCAUCGCCCGGCCGAUCUGAGGGCAGCAGUGACGCUGGCCGAGGAUCACCUGGCGGUCCAGUCGGGAGGCCAAGGACGGGCACCUCCCGGAAUGCGACCGACACCAGCGCCACGCAGGAAAACCCUGGCUGCGCUGACAUCGGCGCCACGUUCACUGACGCCUCCGGUUCCGGUGCCCCGUACUAACCUCUCUUUUGCUUCUCUUCCACACCAGGCUCCGGCUGCUGCUGACGCUGUUUCCAAACGUCAGGACAGGAGUGCUGGCGGUGUGGGCAGCCUGGCCACUUCCGACGGGAGUGUCCGCUCAUGGAGGUCGGCCAGGUGGUUCGGGUUGCCGGCACGCCAGCACCCUCUCCCGGUCCGGGAGGGACAUACAGCGUUCCGGUAA